AUUUUGCCCUAAAUUGCCAUUUUCUCACACUGCAGGAGCCUGCAGGUAAAGGAGGCAGCUGCUGGUCCCUGGGGGCUGCCCGGGGCAGGAGCAGCAGCUCCAGCCCCACAAUGAGCCCAGGCUGACCUGUGGGGGAUACGGAGGCUCCCAACACUGGGUGCUGGCCCGGAACCUGCUUUCCUCUCUGCCCUCUGUGGUGAGAGGGAAGGUGGGACCAGGCAGGGACCGCACCUAACUUUCCCUUCCUCUGCAACCCUCCCUUUCCUCACCUCACUGCCGGACACAGGCCAGGACACAGAGCCAGCUGGGUCCUGCAGCCGAGCUUAAUGCUGCGUUUGCCCUCCCUUUCCCUUUGUUUUUUCCUCUCCUCCUGUCACUGCCACCCCGGGAGGAAGAGAGGGAGAGGCCGUCGCUCACACGCUCCUCUCUGCAUUAACCCGCUUGAGUGAUUCCUCCCCUGAUGCCUUUGGGAAACUCUCCAGCGCUCUGACGGAGGCCGCGGGUGCUGGCUUUAAAUCACCUUCUCCUGUGGAUUACGACAGCUGGCUGAGAAGAUAAAAGCUUUUCUCUCCUCUCCCCUUCCUUUUCACUUUUCCUCCUAAAGCCGCAGCGGUUCCCAGCCGCAGGCGCGAUGCUGGCAGGAGCCCUGCGCUGCCUCGUGCUCCUCUGCCUGGUUGAGAAGAGCAUCAGCAAAGUCCGGAGGUACUACAUCGGGGCCGUGGAGACCGCCUGGGACUACACACACAGCGACCUGCUCUCUGUGCUGCAAACACCUGCGGGCGUGUCAGGGCUGCCGGGACCUCAGCCCCCCGCACCCGGUGCCCUUCCACAUUACAGGAAGGCCGUGUUUGUGGAGUUCCCCGAUGCCUCCUUCACACAGCCCAAGUCCAAGCCGGCGUGGAUGGGUCUCCUGGGCCCCACCAUCCGAGCAGAAGUGUAUGACACAGUGGUCAUCACCUUCAAGAACCUGGCCUCCCGCCCGUACAACCUCCACGCCAUCGGGGUGUCCUACUGGAAGGCGUCAGAGGGUGCAGGGUACGAGGAUGAAACCAGCCAGCUAGAGAAGGAGGGCGACAGGGUGGAUCCGGGGAAGACGCACACCUACAUCUGGGAAAUCCAGCAAAACCAGGGCCCCACAGACGGUGACUCACCAUGCCUGACCCACUCCUACUCCUCCAACAUCGACAGCGUGAAGGACACCAACUCCGGUUUGAUUGGAGCCCUGCUCGUGUGCCGGCCUGGGACCCUGGUGAGCGAUGGGACCCAGGACACGCAGCAAGACGUUGUGAUGCUGUUCGCAGUGUUUGAUGAAGGGAGAAGCUGGUACUCUGAGCCCGACCCCCCGGCAGCUCCUCAGCCCCUGCCCCACACCAGGGAGGAGCUGCACACCAUCAACGGCUACGUCAACGGCUCGCUGCCCGGUCUCACGCUGUGCCUCAAGAAGCAGGUCCACUGGCACGUGAUAGGCUUGGGCACUGGGCCAGAAGUGCACUCCGUCUUCUUUGAGGGACACACGUUUCUGGUGAGGGGCCACCGUCUCAGCAGCCUAGAAAUCUCCCCUGCCACGUAUCUCACAGCUCAGACCAUGCCAGGAACAGCCGGUCAGUUUCGGUUGUUCUGCCAGAUACCGUCCCACCAGCAAGCCGGCAUGGAGGCCCUUGUGAAGGUGGAGCAGUGCCCGGAGGAGCGCCUGCUGAAGAUGGGGCAGCUGUCAGAUGAGCCAGAGGAGGUGGAGGACCAUGAGGAAGAAGAAGGAGAAGAAGAGGAAGCUUACCAUGUGAUCCAAGUGCGCUCUUUUGCCAAGAAGGACCCUGUGACCUGGACCCAUUACAUCGCGGCUGAGGAAAUGGACUGGGACUACGCCCCUGUGAAGCCGGCAUCUCUGGAUAGAAACACCACGAGCCUGUUCCUGGAGGCUGGCCCUCAGCGGAUUGGUUCAAAGUAUAAGAAAGUGAUGUUUGUGGAAUAUGAGGAUGCAGCCUUCAAGAAGCGCAAGGUGUCGUUCCAAGCAGAUAAGGGAAUUCUGGGACCUGUCCUGAAGGGGGAGGUUGGAGAUCAGUUUAAGAUUGUGUUCAGGAAUCUGGCAAGCCGACCGUACAACAUCUACCCUCAUGGCCUCACCAGCGUAAGGCCGUACCACGCCAUGAAGUCCACUCAAGUUAAGGACGUGAAGGACAUACCUAUUGCCCCUGGCCAGUCCUUCACCUACAGCUGGAGGGUCACGACAGAGGAUGGGCCAACGCAAGCGGAUCCUCGCUGCCUCACCCGCUUCUACUACAGCUCCGUCAACCCGGCACGGGACACAGCCUCAGGCCUGAUUGGGCCCCUCCUGAUCUGCUUCAAGAAGUCCAUGGACCAGAGAGGAAAUCAGAUAAUGUCGGAUGAGACAAGGCUGGUGCUGUUUUCGGUCUUCGAUGAGAACCGCAGCUGGUACCUGGAGGAGAACAUCAGGCGGUUCUGCACCGAUGCAGCCCACGUGGAUACCCAGGACCCCCAGUUUUAUGCCUCCAAUGUGAUGCACACUGUUAACGGCUUUGUCUUUGACAACCUGCAUCUGAACCUCUGCCUGCAUGAAGUUGUGUACUGGUAUGUCCUGAGCGUUGGGGCCCAGACAGAUUUCCUCUCCGUCUUCUUCUCUGGAAACACAUUCAAGCGCAACAUGGUCUUUGAGGACGUGCUUACCCUUUUCCCAUUUUCUGGAGAAACUGUCUUCAUGAGCGUGGAAAAGCCAGGCACUUGGACACUGGGGUGCCUGAAUCCUGAUUUCAGAGACCGAGGGAUGCAUGCCAAGUUCACAGUCUCUCAGUGCCAGCAUGAGGAAUACCCUGAUGAGGAAGAUUAUGCAGCUUAUGAAGAAGACACCUUUGACCCCCAACCGAGGGGCUUCUCUAAGAGGAGGAGAUGGCGCAGACCAUGUGUGAGUGAGCAGCUGAACAAUGUCACCUCUUCCAAAAAUGAGACAGGGAAGCCAAGAUUGUGCUUGACAGAACCCAGCCACGGGGCCCUCCCGAGCAAUGGCAGUAUUUCUGGUCCCUCUUCCAAUGGCACAUCAACAUUUUCGGGUAACCCACAUCCAGCUGAUAUUUCCCCACCUCUGCCGGAGACAAACUAUGAUCUAGUGUCCCAUGAAUCCUUCUUAGAAGAUGAAGAAGAAUUGUCAAAAAACAUCAGCCAGGACAAAGGGGCUCUCCCCCCUGGGGAACGCUUGGCAAGCAGCAGUGGAGAGGUCCAUGGUGCUGCUAGCUCCGAAGCAGGUCAGAAACAGCUGCACCAAGCUACAUCGGCUCCAGAUGAUAUGGUGGGAAAUAAGGUGACAAAUAUCUUAGAAGUACAGGAGCCAGUAAAAGAGAUAAUGGUCCAGUCUGGCAGUACGUUAGAGAUCCUGGAAGCAGAGCCUCAGAAGACAACAGCUCACACAGCAGGCCUGCGGGACUCAGCUGCCUUUGCUGCUGGUGAAGGUUCUCGUCAAGGGACCUGGAGCUCAUUUCACCAGAACGACCUGGAGCACAGUCUGGGACUUCAAGACACAUCUUCACAGAGUGCUGAUGAAAUGCCCUUAAAUCUCCAUGAGUCAAGGGAGACAAUCAAUACGGAACUGGCUUUAAGCACUGACCCAAACUCCUCCCUCGCACUGGCCAGUUCUUCAGCACCCUCAGACAAGCCAGGGGACAGCAGGACUUCCCGCACUGGGUCUCAGAGCCACACUGGAGAAGGCAGUCAUUCCUCAAAGGAGUUAGAUGCUAGGCUGGAAAAAAGACCUCACAAAGUGCUUUCACAAGGCUUUAAUGAAUCUUUUGAAGGGGAAAAUGUUUCUUUCCCAGACCUGGGACCCCGAAGGCCUGUAGAAGAGCAAAUCCUUACAGAUGUCAGUAACUCCUUGCCUGCAAAAAGUGGCACAGAAGAAGCCAGUGAACUUGCCAAAGGCACAAGCCUUCUCAAAGCCACCUCUGCACACAGCAAUGACCUUGAGCCUUCCAGCUACCUGACGACAGAAGAGAGGGAUGAGUUAAUCCUGGAGGCAGUGUUUCAGGGUGCUAUGGCCACUAAGGAACUGCCAGAGACAGACAGACUUGUCAUUUCUGAACCUAACCUUGUGGCCAAUGACACAAGGCAGCACCCAAAUGAUUUCUUAAACAGCCCUGAGCAGUUUCAGGGACCUGGAGCUCCAUCCCUGAGCACGGGCAGCCCCGACUGGAGGCCCCGACAAGCCAGGUCACUGCAGGGCAGAGGCUUGGUGUGGGGUCUGGGCCUUCCAGGCACCACUUCUCCUGGCAGCAGGGUGUCCCCCUCUGCAGAUAACAGAGCAGAGCAGGAUCUGGCCAGCCAGACCCCUGAGCCAGCAGUGGGAAAGAGAGGGUGCGGGCCUCAUUCCCCUUUUUGCAGCACUCGCUUCAAGAAGAGGUCCCUGGAAUCACACGGUUCUGGGGCUGAGGUGAUGGUGACCCAGCCAAGCCUGGAAGAAACGGGGAACUUGACUGAAGGGAGGCAGCGCCCAGGCAGGGGUGAUCCACAGGCUGUGCCUGCAGACGGAGCUGAGGAGAGGCAUGCUGAGGGGGGGCCAGCCCCGAGCAGCAGCGGGGGGGCUCAGCGCAGUGGCAGCUUCCUCCCCACACAGGCAGUGCCAGCAGCUGGCAGCUCAGGACCGCAGGAUGGUGCCGUGGCCGCAGACCUGGCCUCAAACUGGGACCCGGUCUCAGCAGUGGCAGCGGGGCACACUGGGGGCUUGCAGAGCCCAGCUCUGGCCGAGCUGCAGCCGGGCAGAGGGGCUGCUUGGGGGGCUCCGUGGGGUGAGCAGGCUCAGGGGAGAAGCCGGAUGGAGGAGGAGACAAAUGCCGUGGAGCAGCCGGGUCUGGAGAGGGCCUGGUUCAGUCCCCGACCUCAGCAGCUGGAGGCCAAUGCCACAAAGGGCUCUGUGCCUGACAUCACCUCUGGGCAAAGCCCAGAGGAAAUCCCUGUGAAACUGGCCUCCGAGGAGAACUAUUCCCUGCCUCUGAGCGGCCCUGAGCUCAGGCACAGCACUACUGAGAAGCCAGCCCAACAUGUGCAAGUGAGUCCGGAUGAACGGCAGGUGCUCGGGGGGGAAGAUGUCCUUGGAGAAACCGGGAAACGGGGAGAGCCUGAGGAGGACGGGGAAAGCAGCAGCAUGGCAGGGGAGAGGACCCAUGCCCCAGGACAUGGUGAGAACCAGGCUCUGAACAACUUGAGGCCAGAGGCUGACAAACUGGACUAUGAUGACUAUGGUGAAACAGAGCAGGCCAUGGAGGAUUUUGACAUUUAUGAAGAAGCGGAGCACGAUCCACGCUCCUUCCAGGGGCGGAUACGACAGUACUUCAUUGCAGCAGUGGAGGUGAUGUGGGAAUAUGGGAACCAGAGACCCCAGCACUUCCUAAAAGCCAUGGACCCCCGGAGUGGCAGGAGGAAGCCUUUCCGACAGUACCGCAAGGUGGUUUUCCGAGAGUACUUGGACAGUUCCUUCACUCAGCCACUGAUACGGGGAGAACUGGACGAACACUUGGGCAUCCUCGGGCCGUACAUCAGGGCAGAAGUUGAAGAUGUGAUCAUGGUCAAGUUCAAGAACAUGGCCUCGCGGCCCUUCUCCUUCCACUCCGCGAUGCAAGGCUACGAGGAGCUGCGGGGCACGGUGUCAGGCGAGGAGGCGGUGCAGCCCGGCGAGCUGCGGGACUACUCCUGGAAAAUCCUGCCCCAGAUGGCACCCACCACACAGGAGUUCGACUGCAAGGCCUGGGCUUACUUUUCCAAUGUGGACCUGGAGAAGGACCUGCACUCGGGCCUCAUCGGGCCACUCAUCAUCUGCCGCCAAAACGUGGUGAACCCCGUUUCCAGACGGCAGCUGGCUGUGCAGGAGUUCUCCCUGCUCUUCACCAUCUUUGACGAGACCAAGAGCUGGUACUUCCUGGAGAACAUGAAGAGAAACUGCCGCCCGCCUUGCCACAUCCAGCCGGACAACCCUGACUUUAGGAGAAACCAUUCCUUCCAUGCCAUCAAUGGCUAUGUGAGGGACACGCUGCCCGGGCUGGUGAUGGCUCAGCAGCAGCGGGUCCGAUGGCACCUCCUGAACAUGGGCAGCACCGAGGACAUCCACUCCGUCCACUUUCACGGGCAGAUGUUCAGCGUCAGGACUAGCCAGGAAUACCACAUGGGAGUCUACAACCUUUACCCUGGUGUCUUUGGGACAGUGGAGAUGUGGCCCUCGCAUGCUGGGAUCUGGCAGGUGGAGUGCAAAGUGGGGGAGCACCAGCAAGCCGGGAUGAGUGCCCUCUUCCUCGUGUACAACCUGGAUUGCCAAAAUGCCCUGGGGCUGGCCUCAGGCCACAUUGCGGACUCCCAGAUCACGGCGUCGGGGCAGUACGGGCAGUGGGCCCCUUACCUGGCCAGGCUGGACAACACCGGCUCCAUCAACGCUUGGAGCACUGCCCACGGCAAUGCCUGGAUCCAGGUGGACCUUUUGCAUCUCAUGAUCAUUCACGGCAUAAAAACCCAAGGGGCUCGACAAAAGCUCUCCAGUCUCUACGUCUCCCAGUUUGUUGUCUUCUACAGCCUCGAUGGGCAAAGGUGGAGGCAAUACAAGGGGAACGCCACCAGCACCCAGAUGCUGUUCUUUGCAAACGUGGAUGGAACCGCAGUGAAAGAAAAUCACUUCAACCCCCCGAUCAUAGCCCGGUACAUCCGCAUCAACCCCACGCACUACAGCAUCCGGACCACGCUGCGCAUGGAGCUCCUCGGCUGCGACCUGAACAGCUGCUCCAUGCCCCUAGGAAUGGAGAGCAGAGGGAUCCCCGACCAGCGCAUCUCCGCGUCCUCCUACAGCACCAACGUCUUCUCCAGCUGGUCACCCUCCCAGGCCCGCCUCAACCUCCAGGGGAGGACCAACGCGUGGAGACCAAAGAGCAACAGCCCCAACGAGUGGUUGCAGGUGGACUUUGAAGCAACCAAGAAGGUGACUGCAAUCAUAACCCAAGGUGCCAAGGCUGUGUUCACCCACAUGUUCGUGAAGGAGUUUGCUGUCUCCAGCAGCCAGAACGGCGUGCACUGGAGCCCGGUCCUGCAGGAUGGCAAGGAGAAGGUAGGCAGAGCUGCCCCGCAGCCAUCCUGCAGCAGCCCUGGGACAGCAAGCUCAGCCCUUUGCAGCAAACAUACUCACAGCAUUUUUGCAACAGCAGUGAGCCGAGCUGUGCUUGUCUUCAUCCUAAGGAGUUCCCAAGAGCUGCUUGUCCAUGUUGAUCCUGUCCCCAAGUCACGGGCUUACUGCACCAGAGCCCAGCAGAGCAGACAGCAGCACCCCAGAUUUCUCUCUCCUUUCCAGAUUUUCAAGGCAAACCAAGACCACACCGGCACAGUGAUGAAUGCGCUGGAGCCACCCCUCUUUGCCCGCUACGUGAGGAUACACCCCCGCCAGUGGCACAACCACAUCGCCCUGCGGAUAGAGUUCCUUGGCUGUGACACUCAGCAGGAGUACUGAUGGCUGCAGGGCCAGGCACGGGCAGUGCCAGCCCAUGGACCCACGUCCAGCUGGACACUGAACUCCCAUGGAGCUGGCCCCGCAGGGCUGUGCUCGCUCCGUGUGUCCAGGAGGUGCUGGUGGCAUCAACAGAGGUUCUUCUGCUCCAGGAGCCCUGGCCAUGCUGGUGGCUCCUGCUGAUGGGGCGGAUGGUUUGUCAUCAGUCUACCUGCCCCUCAUCUACCACAUGCCAUGUAGUCAGGCAUAAUGCUGAAGAAUUAAACAGUAAUUUUCCAGUAUCUCUGCACUUUCUCCUCUUCUCCAACCUGAGAGUCCCCAGGGGCUCAGUCAGCAUUACCAGCAGCUAGCAAUUAAUUAGCCCCAGAGAUCCUUCCUCAGCUUUGUUUUCCACAAGCACAGCCCUGUGGGAGGCAGUGGCUGAGAUAAGGGCUGGGGGCGGAGGCCCUGCUCCCCUCCCCAGGGCACGUUUCACAACCAGUGGGGAUUUCGGAUCUUGCCUGGAGGCAGCGCUUGCACAACCUGACUCAGCACUGGGCUUUGGUCCUCCAGUUCCCUUAAUCUCCUUCCCAUAAUGUGCUUGCUGUCAUGGCCCGAUGCCACCAUGGGGCUUCUCAGGGCUGCCUCCAGCAACACCCUCCUUGUUGCUCCCUGCAGCAGCUCUGUUGGUGCAGUGACUCUGUGGGGCCUUGGACUGCUUCUGCCUCACGCCCAGCGGUGGGGACCUUCCGGAACGAUGGCCACCUCAGAAAGGCCUGGGGUGCUGCGGGCAGGUGGGGGCCAUGGCUGCCGGGGGGCGCGCCUCUCCUCCGUGGGGGCAGCGGCAUCGUCACCACCGGCACGGCAGAGCCUGCGCCCGCCUGCACCCUGUGCUGCUUCCCAGGGAGCCCUGCAGACGAAGACUGGGCCCCAGGGCCCACCUGAAAAUCAUCGUGCAGCUGCAAGAGGCCAUGGCCCUGCGCGCUAUCCUCCUCCUGCUCCUUGUGCUGACUGCCCUGAUCUCCCAACAUCUCUCCAAGGCCAAGGCCACCUCCUCCCAGCUGGGCAGGGUGAGGCUGAGGAGGAGGCUGGUGGCAGACCAGGGGAGAUACUUGGAUCAUGAGGGGAAAGCCUCUCAUCACACACGGGAGAGGGAAGGAUCCAACCAGUUGAUCCAACGUGCCCGCCGGUCCUGGCUGGCAGACUACCUGGGAGACGUGUGGUCUCACCUCUACCAGAACAUCCCACGGGCAGUCCUGUACGUCUUCCCCGUCACCCUGCUGAUCCUGCUCCUCCUCUGCUGCCUCACGGUAGCUUUGGACUGAGGUGAGCCGGGGAACUCAGAGAAGCAGUGCAGAAAGGUGUGGAGCCUUCAUGGAGUGCAGCUCAAAGAAACCCCCAAACCGCAGGAGCCCAGAGGUGGUGUGGAAAGGCCAGGAGCAGAACCACCUUCUUGUUUCAGCUUAUUAUAAAGAAGGAAAGAUUCUCCCAGAAUGAUGUUCCCAUCCCGAAAUAAAGUUCAGACUUCACCCGAGGCUCCACCCGUAACCAGAACACAAGUCUGACAACGGCCCCAUCCCAUGGGACCACCAGGGACGGGGCCUGCAAGAGGAGAGCAGCACCCUGACAGCUCCGGGCACCCAGCAGCCGCCACCAGCCCUGCUGCGGUCUGUGAAUCCAGCGCCCCCAGCCCCACGCGUGGCACCCUGCCUCCCACGCGCGAAACCUAAACCACCCCUCCCCAGGG
This is a messenger RNA of Cygnus olor (mute swan), 9203 nucleotides long. RefSeq names its product coagulation factor VIII (gene F8). Gene Ontology annotation, molecular function: oxidoreductase activity; copper ion binding. The record is from RefSeq and is a predicted model, not a curated record. Lineage: Eukaryota; Metazoa; Chordata; Aves; Anseriformes; Anatidae. Bases 632 to 7480 code for a protein of 2282 amino acids. The transcript is spliced from 28 exons.